This is a messenger RNA of Sinocyclocheilus anshuiensis, 5151 nucleotides long. Its product is annotated as activated CDC42 kinase 1-like. Gene Ontology annotation, biological process: negative regulation of epidermal growth factor receptor signaling pathway; signal transduction; regulation of keratinocyte differentiation. Gene Ontology annotation, molecular function: ATP binding; protein tyrosine kinase activity; protein binding. The transcript is spliced from 16 exons. Lineage: Eukaryota; Metazoa; Chordata; Actinopteri; Cypriniformes; Cyprinidae. Bases 524 to 3802 code for a protein of 1092 amino acids. The record is from RefSeq and is a predicted model, not a curated record.
ACUCAUCAAGAGAGAGCAAAAUGCUGCUCCUGGAAAAGGCUCUUAUAAUGGAUGGAAAUGCCUUACCAUUAAGAAGCUGUGACCUUUUUAUUCAUCUGACAAGGAGUGGAGACUAAAGGAGAUGAGACAGAGGAUGGAUGCUGACAUGUUUGGAAGACAAGACAGGGCUGCAAUUAACUGGAUUUAAGGCACUGUGUGCACUGAUUCAUUCAUCCAAAAGGGUGGGAAUAAUCUUUCACACUAAUUCUCUGGAGGCUGGGCAGAGGUUUUGCAGCAGAAGACCCAGUUUCUCAUGAGACUGCAACUAUUGUUUCGUAGAGGAAUCAGAUUACACACUUUAUUCUUGACUUUAGCUUAUAAAAGAGAGAGCUUUUGUAGCAGCUGAUGGGAUGAAGAAGAAUCCAACAAAUAUAUCUCACAGAUUAGAGACGCUCGACAGUUUACUGUGAAAACAGGACACACCCCGAGGGAGUGCGGUUUACUCAUACACACGCUGCCUGAAAGCACUGCUUUCCACGUAGAAAUGGCGGCGGUCUCAGACUACCAGCGGCACUAUAAUGUAAAAGAUGAGCCGGACGGUGGAGACAUGCAGUCUGAAGAGGGAACGGAGUGGCUCAUGGAGCUGCUCACUGACGUGCAGCUCCAGCAGUACUUUAUGCGGAUUCGUGAUGAGCUCAAUGUCACACGUCUCUCACACUUUGACUAUGUCAAAAAUGAGGACCUUGAAAAGAUUGGCAUGGGCCGACCAGGCUGUGCAGGUCAGAGACGGCUGUGGGAGGCAGUGAAAAGGAGAAGGGCCAUGUGCAAAAGGAAGUCAUGGAUGAGCAAGUCUCUGUGCUUGGGCCAGCAGGUGUUCACUGGGAAGCGGUCUGACUCGGAUUCCCAGACCUCAGGGGUGUCCCGCAGCUCAUCCCCAUCCUCAGUUCAACCAGAUGGACAGCCAGCCAAUCUCACCUGCAUCAUCAGUGAAAUAGACCUCACGCUCUACGAGAAACUGGGAGAUGGCUCUUUUGGAGUGGUAAAACGUGGAGAAUGGCAGGCCCCGUCUGGAAGAGUGCUGAGUGUGGCUGUGAAGUGCCUGAAGACAGACCUGUUGGAACAGGAUGAAGGUUUAGAUGACUUCAUAAGGGAGGUUAAUGCCAUGCAUUCCCUGGACCACCACAAUCUCAUUCAUCUCUAUGGUGUUGUCCUCACACACCCCAUGAAGAUGGUGACAGAACUUGCCCCAUUGGGUUCUUUGUUAGACCGCUUGAGGAAGCGUCAGGGUCAUAUUUUGAUAUCAGUACUGUGCCAUUACACCGUUCAGAUCGCCUGUGGCAUGGCGUACCUGGAGUCCCGACGAUUCAUUCACAGAGACCUGGCUGCACGCAACAUCCUUUUAGCCUCCAACGACCUCAUCAAAAUUGGUGACUUCGGCCUAAUGAGGGCCUUGCCUAAAAACGAUGAUCAUUAUGUGAUGCAGGAGCAUCACAAAGUCCCUUUUGCCUGGUGUGCUCCAGAAAGCCUAAAGACCCGAACCUUCUCCCAUGCCAGUGAUACUUGGAUGUUUGGAGUAACAUUGUGGGAAAUGUUCACUCAUGGGCAGGAACCUUGGGUUGGACUCAAUGGUAGCCAGAUUCUCCAUAAGAUCGAUAGGGAAGGAGAGAGGCUGAUCAAACCAGAGGAUUGUCCACAGGAUAUUUAUAAUGUCAUGCUGCAGUGCUGGUCGCCCAAACCUGAGGACAGGCCAACAUUUGUGUCCCUCAGGGACUUCCUUGUGGAGACAAUGCCCACUGACAUGAGGGCACUGCAGGACUUUCAUGAGCUAGACAAACUUAAAAUUCAUGCUAACGACAUCAUCACCAUAAUUGAGGGAAGAGCAGAGAACUACUGGUGGAGGGGUCAGAACAGACAGACCCUGAAGGUAGGACAGUUCCCGAGGAAUGUGGUGACUUCUGUGGCUGGUUUGUCUGCUCACGACAUCAGCCGACCUCUCAAGCACAGUUUCAUCCACACAGGCCAUGGAGACAUAGACCCACACCGUAGCUGGGGUGCCCCUGACAAGAUUGAUGAUCUGUACCUUGGUAAUCCCAUGGAUCCACCAGAUGUUCUUGGGAUGGAUUUAAAUGCAGCCAAGCCCACUAAACUUCCAAACCGGGCUAAAAAACAACCUCCUCCUAGACCUCCUAAACCAGCCGUUCUUCUUAAGAAACCAUUUUAUGACUCUGUGCUGGAUGACGAUGAUGAUUUGAUAGUGACAGGUGUGAAGAAGCUCUCUCUUAAGACUCCCACAUACCUGGGUUUGCGUCUCCGCCCUUGGGAAAGCACUAGUCUGAGUGACCGCCUUAGCGAAGUCUCGCUCAUUGACUUUGGAGAUGAUAGCUUCAGCUCUACAUCACCCUCCCCCAUUACCGAGACCCCCAAUCCCAGCACAGCGAAGCCACCUGCAUCCUACGCUGCUUCCAUCUUGGAUAUGGCGCCGCCGCAGAGCCCCAAUCGAGCGCUGCCUAACCCCAUGCACCCUACUCCAGUGGUGGAUUGGGACAUGUGGCCCCUGCCUCCUCUUCCGGCCUACGACGAUGUGGCCGUGGAGUGUGCAGAGCAAGAAGACAUGGAAGUGAGCUCCAUAAAUGCAUCUGUGUCACAGGAAGACACUAUAUCUGAACAGACACAAUCAGAAGAUGAUGUUAAAAUUGAUAGUAAACACAACGUGGAGGACAAUCUCUUUCUACCAACCAAGCAUGCUGAGGAAACCCACUCCUUUUCACAAUCAGCAGACAUCUUCAAGGAGCUACAAAGGGAGGUGAUGGUGAAGCUUCGGGUCCCUCCGACUGGACGUUCCCUCCCUUCUUCACCCCUCCCGACUCCUUCAGCUCUCGCCCCACACCGCCAGAUCAUCCUACCGUCCUCCUAUGAGGACAAGCCUCAAAUCCCUCCAAGAAUCCCCAUCCCACCCAUGCGGCCCUCUAAGCGGGCAGGGAUAUACGGCAGCAGAUUGUCAGUUUCCCUUGGAGACAAUGAAGACGGGAGCCGAUGUCCGCCUCAAAUACCCCCGAGGGAUCAUGCUCUAUCUCAACCCAACUCUCGGGCACCAAGCCCCAUGGCGCCGCAAGGUGGCUCCCCUCAGCAAAGAUCCAGCCUCUGUUGUGUUGGAUCAUUGGGUUCCUGCCUGUCCCCGUCGUCAUAUUCUUCCGCACCAUCCAGCUCCUCUGCCAUGUCUUCUACAUCCACGGCCACCACUACAAGUUCUCAGUACGGCUCUACUGAAGUGGCCCAGACUCCAGCCAAGAGUCCAUGCAUCGUUCCUAUCGUGUACGGUGGCGUGAAGGCCAGCAGCACUCAUUACUACUUGCUACCUGAGAAACCAGCAUACCUGGACAAGUAUGACAGGUUCUUAAAGGACUCUGAGGGAAAUGCGGAGAAAAAAACUACAAAUAUGGCCACUGUGAGACCCAUGGUUCAACAGCAAGUUAACAAGCCCAACACUUCGCCCAGCCACACCAGUGGGACAUCCAACAGCCGGACCUCCAGUCGUCUGGCCUGGCCGAGCAGCACCCAAGCAGGUGCCUACAACCGUGUCACACUCCAACAAGUGCAGGAGGCAGUACAUGGAGUGACUGUAGAGGAGUGUCAAACGGCCCUUCAGACACAUGGCUGGAAUGCUCAGGAGGCCGUGAAAUAUCUUAAGGUGGAGCAGUUGUUUCGACUGGGUUUGAAGGCUCGGCCUGAAUGUGUGGAAGCUCUGGAGAGAUGUAGCUGGAAUCUGGAGCAAGCCAGCACCCAAAUGCUGGACUUCUACGGUCCAUCUAGACAUAGGUUCUAAUGGCUGGAAGUAGAAGAACAGCUAAUCUCCAUUCCACUGCAGCUAAUGAGAAUUGAGUUUCAUUUACAGCUCAUUGACUGUGGACCAGUAGAUAUUUGCAGGUCAUUUGAAUAAUCAUUGCUUUAUUUCUUAUAAUCAAUGCAAGACAAAUGCAAAAUUCACUUACUUGAAGUACAACAGUGCAAUGUGAACAGUUGAACCAUGUACAUCAGACUGUGUUUUAUAUAAGUUUUAAAAUAGAGAAAGGUUUGCUUUUCACUGUAUCAUAUGUGACUUUUCAGCAUUCAGCCAGUGAAAUGUUUGUAGUUUAUUUAUUCAGAAUAUUUUUUGCAGCGGCAUAGGGAUGAUCUGAAAAUUGGAGACAUAAUGUGAAUCUUAUCAGCACAGCUAAUGAAUAUUAAUUGAGUGACGUGAGUUGUAAUGGUUACUUUGCCACUGAUUUUAUGUUAAGACAUUGCAGGGUAUACUGUAGAGACACAAUAAGCUUUUGAAUGGAUGUAUUUACCAUUAAGGUGUUGUCACAUUUACAGUUGUUCAGCAAAUUUUCACUGGCGAAAUCUGUAAUUUCAAUAGGAAUCCACAUGACCAGACAUUUUGCAAAGAUUUCCUCACACAGAUUUCACAGUGGGUUCAAGUUGGUCACUUGCAAAUGACCAACAGAAAGCUGCUUGGUGUGAAAGUGGCUUCUGCGUGAAUUUCACAGAAACUUCGCUAAUGUGACCGCACCUUUACACUCCUAUUUAUGCAUAAUGCUCAUACAUCUGUUAACUCUCAUACAUGAUGUUGCAUGCAGUUCACAUACCUUGUUCUUGCUUAUUUAAGCAUUUACUAGUUUUUCAUUCAUUUAAUACUAUUCAGUGGUGUUAAAAUUAGUCGCAGCCUCAGAUCACCCACGGUUGGUUAUAUUUUUAAAUAAUUUUUUAGAUGGCCUCAGGAUGGUCUCUUGACCAAAAUAAGCUGGGAUGAGGACGAGAUACGUCGAAGACUUGUGUAGCCAGAUGUAUGUUAGAAGAAACCCAUUUUCAUGUGCCAUGAUGACUGCAGACAAUACACUUAUAAAUGCACCUACUGUAUUAUUAAUUUAUUAAAUUCCUUGUUAGUUUGUUGGUCUUCAUUGUCUUUUUCAUCACAGGACCACUUAAGACAUAAUGUCAUGAAAUGUCAUUUGUUCUCAGUUGCUGAUUUAGCUGUGAUACUUACUUUUAAGUAAGUGGAACUUAACUCCAUUACGCAUUUUGCGAUUUUGCUCAGGUUCAUAUAUCACAGAAACUUAAUUUAGUCUCUGUGUGAAGAUGGGAAGUCUGUAUUAAUGAAAUGACCUUAUCUGUUACAUGAAUGGAACUGAGUAA